This is a messenger RNA of Neopelma chrysocephalum (saffron-crested tyrant-manakin), 609 nucleotides long. It is a transcript of the gene PROK1, whose product is annotated as prokineticin 1. The coding region runs from base 140 to 457 and encodes 105 amino acids. The record is from RefSeq and is a predicted model, not a curated record. Lineage: Eukaryota; Metazoa; Chordata; Aves; Passeriformes; Pipridae. The transcript has 4 exons.
GAGCGUGUGAUAGAGAUGCAAUUUUGAGGUCUUACCUGCUUCUUCUGGGAUCAUCAGGGGAGGAAAACAAGCCCGGGAUGGUGGAGCUGGAGGGGUUAUAAAGGGUGUGAAGUGUGAGGCUGCUCAGAAUUCCAGCACCAUGGGCCAAAUCCUGCAGCUCCUUUGCUUCCUCCUGCUCCUCAAUUCCUGCCCCUGCGCCGUCAUCACUGGGGCCUGCGAGCGGGACCCUCAGUGUGGCCGCGGGACCUGCUGUGCCGUGAGCCUGUGGCUGAGGGGGCUGCGGGUCUGCACCCCCCUGGGCCAGGAGGGGGACGAGUGUCACCCUUUCAGUCACAAGGUCCCUUUCUUUGGGAAGCGCCAGCACCACACCUGCCCCUGUCUGCCCAACCUCCUGUGCUCCAGGUUCCUCGACAGCCACUUCCGCUGCUCCAGCGACUUCAAAACCAUCGAUUUUUAGGGGGAUUCUCCCUAAAAACCCACCCAUGAGCCCACAGCACCCGUGUCUCGCCCUUUCCCGUGGCUGUCAGGUGCCCACAGAGCACCAGGCAGCCCCAAAGUGCUUUUCUGAGGUGGAUGGUGUCGUUUUGAGCUGUUCUGUGGGGGAACUGA